This is a messenger RNA of Sinocyclocheilus grahami, 1930 nucleotides long. Its product is annotated as protein SDE2 homolog. The record is from RefSeq and is a predicted model, not a curated record. Gene Ontology annotation, cellular component: nucleus. The transcript is spliced from 7 exons. Lineage: Eukaryota; Metazoa; Chordata; Actinopteri; Cypriniformes; Cyprinidae. The coding region runs from base 75 to 1682 and encodes 535 amino acids.
CUCUCGGUUUCCGUAGUUGCGUCAACGCAAUUAAUACUUCCGGGCACGUCUUCGAGAACAGAGGAGAAGAAAACAUGGAGCUCUUUGUAGUUUCACCAAAUGUGAGGUUUACGAACCUUACUGUCGCCCCGGGCUCGACUGUCAGCGAUCUCAUCCAUCAUUUUGCCGUUAAAGAGGGUGCCUCCGUCGCGGAUUUCUAUGUGAAGAGUAAUGGCCGCGUGUCUCGCAGGAAUGCCUCGCUUCAGUCUGGAGUUGUGUACCGUGUGGAGCCUCGGUUAUGUGGAGGCAAAGGAGGAUUUGGCUCUAUGUUGAGGGCCCUCGGUGCACAAAUCGAAAAGACCACUAACCGUGAGGCCUGCAGAGAUCUGAGUGGAAGGAGACUGAGAGAUGUCAAUCAUGAGAAAGAAAUGGCUGAGUGGCUGAAAAAGCAGGCGGAUCGAGAGGCCGAGAAGGAGCAGCGUCGUCUGGAGCGGAUUCAGAGGAAAUUGGCCGAGCCUAAACAUUAUUUCACAGACACUGAUUAUGAAAAGCAGUGCCACGACCUCUCAGAGAGACUGGAGGACUCUGUGCUGAAAGGCAUGCAGGCUUCCUCUAGUGGUCUUGUCAAGGUGGACGAGGGGCCGAGUCGCAAGCGUCCGACACCAGCUGACAGUGAACUGAAAGCAAAGAAGAAAUGUUUCUGGACUGGCCUUGGAGGACUGGAGGAGAUAGGCAGCUCUGGUGAAGGAAGUGAUGACAGCGACAGCGAGGCUUCUCCGUCCACCUCUGGGGCUUCACGCAGUUCAGAUGUUCCCAAACAGACUAUGCCACCUUUUGCCACCAGGGGGAGUGACAGGACAGACCCUCAGGAGCAGCCCAGCAGCUCCUCCUCCCAGAGUCCCGCACCGAGCUCCCCAACACAGGUGGAGGAGGAGGUGCAGAAGGAGUGUACAGCUGAAACCAGUCAAAACAGCAGCAUCGAAGAGGAUAAAUCCUCCCAGAGUCCAGCACCGAGCUCCACAACACAGGAGGAGGAGGAGGUGCAGAAGAACGCCGAAAAGGAGUGUACAGCUGAAACCAGCCAAAACGGCAGCAUCGAAGAGUAUAAAUCCUCCCAGAGUCCCGCACUGAGCUCCACAACACAGGUGGAGGAGGAGGUGCAGAAGGAGUGUACAGCUGAAACCAGUCAAAACAGCAGCAUCGAAGAGGAUAAAUCCUCCCAGAGUCCAGCACCGAGCUCCACAACACAGGAGGAGGAGGAGGUGCAGAAGAACGCCGAAAAGGAGUGUACAGCUGAAACCAGCCAAAACGGCAGCAUCGAAGAGUAUAAAUCCUCCCAGAGUCCCGCACCAAGCUCCCCAACACAGGUGGAGGAGGAGGUGCAAAAGGAGUGUACAGCUGAAACCAGCCAAAAUGCGGAUAAAUCGCAGGUUGAGCCCACAGAAGCACCAAGCGGCCCAGCCGAGAGCAGUCAGGCACAGGAAGAGGUGGAGGGUCUGCUGGAUCUGCUGUCUGUGAGUGGGCCGGGGCAGCUGGAGGCUUUGGGUCUGGAGCGGCUGAAGAAAGAGCUGAUGGAACGAGGCAUGAAGUGUGGAGGAACGCUGCAGGAACGGGCUGCACGUCUGUUCUCCAUCAAAGGACUGAGCCCAGAUCAGAUUGACCCUGCGCUCUUGGCCAAACCCACCAAGGGCAAGAAGAAAUAGCUUGCGUAUCUUAAACCACAGUGUUUUUAACCCAUUUUUGCUUUGCUUGUGUUUGGCAUGCGUGUAGUUAUGUUUAAAGUGUUAUUUGUACAAAUCUAACACCUAAUUAAGAAAAAUCCCCAGUUUGGGACAAUAGUGAGUGCUAGAUUUAAAAAAAAAAAUUCAUUAUGAUGACAUUACUGGUCAGAUACAGAUAACAAUUUGGAUCGAACUUUAAAGUUGAACUUUAGUCAACAAUAUAUGGCGUU